Polistes canadensis is the source of this 1656-nucleotide messenger RNA. RefSeq names its product mitochondrial chaperone BCS1 (gene Bcs1). NCBI's taxonomy places the organism in Eukaryota, Metazoa, Arthropoda, Insecta, Hymenoptera, Vespidae. Gene Ontology annotation, biological process: protein insertion into mitochondrial inner membrane from matrix; mitochondrial respiratory chain complex III assembly. The coding region runs from base 222 to 1499 and encodes 425 amino acids. Gene Ontology annotation, molecular function: ATP hydrolysis activity; ATP binding. Gene Ontology annotation, cellular component: mitochondrial inner membrane. The transcript has 7 exons. The record is from RefSeq and is a predicted model, not a curated record.
UUUUCAAUUGUUAUACAACACAUUAUAUUUAAAUACAUUGUUGAAAUAUUAUACAGCAAUUAGAAAAGUUUGUCAUUGUUAUAUUAAAAUAUAUUAUUUUUGAAAGAAAAAUCUGUGAAUACUGUAAAUAACCUAUAAUAGAAUAAUUUCUCAGUUAUAAAACAAGUAAUAUAUGUAUAAUUAGUGUCUUCAAUUAAGAUUGGACAAUACAGUAUAUCAAAAUGACAAUAGUCGAUUACAUUCAUACUCUAUCAGAGAAUCCUUACUUUGGUGCCGGUUUCGGUCUUUUUGGCGUAGGAGCUGGAGCUGCUAUAUUAAGAAAAGGAAUGCAGGCUGGCAUGAUAUUCUUUAGGCGACAUUAUAUGAUUACUUUGGAAGUUCCAUGUCGAGACAAAAGUUAUCAAUGGCUCUUGCAAUGGAUCACACAUAGAGGUGCUACUAGAACGCAACAUUUGUCUGUUGAAACGAGCUUUGAACAAAAAGAAACUGGUCAAAUUAAAACUAAAUAUGAAUUCAUACCUAGCAUCGGAACUCACUUUUUUAACUAUCGAGGUAAUUGGAUUAGAGUUGAAAGAACAAGAGAACAACAAACAUUAGAUUUGCACAUGGGUAUUCCAUGGGAAACAGUACAGCUUACAGCAUUCGGAAGAGACAGAAGUUUAUAUUUUAAUAUUCUUGAAGAAGCUAGACAAAUGGCUUUAAAGGAGCAUGAAGGAAAAACUAUAAUGUAUGUUGCGAUGGGCAGUGAGUGGAGACAAUUUGGACAUCCUAAAAAGAAAAGGCCGUUAACAUCAGUAGUCUUAGAUGCUGGAAUAUCUGAAAGGAUAUUAAAUGAUUGUAAAGAUUUUAUUAGUACCCCUUCAUGGUAUAGUGAUAGAGGGAUUCCAUAUAGGAGAGGAUAUUUAUUGCACGGUCCACCAGGGUGUGGAAAAUCAUCUUUCAUAACUGCAUUAGCUGGAGAGUUAGAACGUGGUAUAUGUGUCUUAAAUUUGUCCGAACGUGGCUUAACAGAUGAUAGAUUAAAUCAUUUAUUAGCAGUUGCUCCGCAACAAACAAUUAUUCUUCUUGAAGAUAUUGAUGCUGCAUUUACUAGUAGAGAAGAAUCUAAGGAAGUUAAAGCAGCGUACGAUGGUUUAAACAGAGUUACGUUUAGUGGUCUAUUGAAUUGUUUGGAUGGCGUUGCAUCUACUGAAGCAAGAAUUUUAUUUAUGACAACCAAUUAUCUGGAACGUUUAGAUCCUGCUCUUGUGAGACCUGGUAGAGUUGACGUCAAAGAAUAUAUUGGUUGGUGCAGUGGUUCUCAAGUCGAACAAAUGUUUUUGAGAUUUUAUAAAUCGCCUGAAAACGUAACGAAUGAUAUGGCGAAACAAUUUGCUAACGAAGUGAUGGCUCAAAAGAGAAACGUUAGUCCUGCGCAAAUUCAAGGGUACUUUAUGUUCCAUAAAAAUGAUCCAGAAAAAGUCAUAAGCAAUGUUACACAAAUAUGGGAACUUACAUAAUAAUGAAAAUUGAAAAUACUGUCUACCUGGAAAUCUCUGUAGGAACAUUUUAUAUUAUAUUUAAACUAUAUUUUAACUUUUGGAAUAUGAGAUGUACUUUAUAUUUAUGUAGGUAAUCUGUGAAAAAAUAUAAACUGUUGUAAUCGGAUGAGAUAUA